This is a messenger RNA of Metarhizium acridum CQMa 102, 735 nucleotides long. RefSeq lists its product as uncharacterized. NCBI's taxonomy places the organism in Eukaryota, Fungi, Ascomycota, Sordariomycetes, Hypocreales, Clavicipitaceae. Gene Ontology annotation, molecular function: lipase activity. The record is from RefSeq and is a predicted model, not a curated record.
AUGCAUCACUUUCUCCUAAAGGCCGGGUUUGGGAGUCCAGCUAUUUUUGCAUUAGAAUACUCACUCGCUCCCGAGGAAACGCACCCAACUCAGGUCAACCAGGCAGUCCUUGGCUACAGGCACGUUUUGGAAGACGUCAAGGACGCAUCCAAGGUGUGCAUCGCUGGAGACUCAGCCGGCGGGACUUUGACACUCAGUCUUCUUCUAGAGCUAGGGAAGAAAACGAAUGGAUUUCGACUGAACGGCGCUACGACACUCGCUGUCCCCAAAUUGGCCGUCUUGAUCUCACCUUGGAUUACGCUCGUUUCAAACAUUCACUACCCAUCAGAGGUCGACUAUUUAGAACGAGACACGUUGUGGAAGUACGGAAAGGCGUAUAGAGGAUCAGCAGUGCAUGACCCUAUAGCAUCACCGGGACUGUGUGAAGAUGGAGACCUCUGGACAGCGGUUAGUCCUCAGCGAGGAUACUUUAUCGUCUAUGGGGAGGAAGAGACGCUUGCACCCGACGCAGAGGCAUUCAUUCGUCAUCAACGAAGAAACAAAAUCGAAGUAGACGCCAUGGAGUUCAAAGGCGGUAUUCACGCAUGGCCGGUGGCAUCACUAAUGCUGUCUGAAACAUGGGAUCGGCGGUUACAGGGACUCGAAUCUAUCGUCGGGCAGGUUAGAAAGAAGUUCAUUAAUGGCAUCGACACAAGAAAGAAAAAUACUAUCUCUGACAAAGAAGCAUCAGAUUAG